Pseudogymnoascus destructans is the source of this 2262-nucleotide messenger RNA. RefSeq lists its product as uncharacterized. Gene Ontology annotation, biological process: mannosyl-inositol phosphorylceramide biosynthetic process. The record is from RefSeq and is a predicted model, not a curated record. The transcript has 3 exons. Lineage: Eukaryota; Fungi; Ascomycota; Leotiomycetes; Thelebolales; Thelebolaceae. Bases 443 to 1432 code for a protein of 329 amino acids. Gene Ontology annotation, molecular function: mannosyltransferase activity.
GGCAUGGUUCUGUCGCUGGCAGCUAUGAUGGCUUCGCCGAGAUCACCGUUUUGGGGGGGAAUACAUGGCGGCCAAACCGUCGCCGGCUUCAUCACAAUAAGUCCAAAAACGCUGUUAUACUACACUACAUACUAACUACGGUCAUAAACAUGAACGGUCAACAAACUUGCUACCGUUUUGGCCGCGCGACCGUCGCGCGACUGUGGCUGGCGUGGUUGGUCGUAGUGCGACCACAAUUUCCUUGGCGACGGCGACCCUACUGCGGCCAUACCGUACUGGAAAUAGCCUGUGCGCUGGUAAGGUAGCUGCCCUCCGCCGAUGGGCGGCUUUGAACCGUGUAAAUUAUGAAUAAACCAAUCAAUCAAUCACGCCCCUUUAAGUGGGGCUCGAAGUGAGCACAUAUAAGCACUUCGGAUGUUUACUCAGAGCAUGCUCAAUAACAAUGCCGAAUCUUUUCCGAUUUGGUCUUCGUGCUCUUGCUUUCUUCCUAUUUAUCUGCCUGGCUUUUCGCAUCGCUUUCUUUGUUCAUUUGUUCUCUGACCAUGCCGGCAUUGCACUAACUCAAGAGGAAGUCGCUCAAGCUCACCACGCCGUCACGGAUGACGUGAAGAGGCGGCCUACGAUCCCUCGCAUAAUUCAUCAAAUAUUUCACAAUUGGACAGAUCCUAACAACGAAGCUCUCCCUUCUGACUGGAAAGAGACUCGGCAAACUUGUCUUGAUUUCAACGAGAAUUGGGAAAAUCGGCUCUGGACAGAGAAGACAUCGCGCGAGUUCCUUGCUGAAGAAUACCCUUGGUUUCUGCCAACCUACGACAAGUUCAAGUACCCAGUUCAGAAGAUCGACGCCCUUCGAUACUUUGCUAUACGCCAUUUCGGAGGCAUUUAUAUCGACCUCGACAAUGGAUGUACGGCGAGUUUAGAGCCAUUGCGCUAUUAUCCGGCCUGGGUUACUGACGGUGGAUGUGGAGCUCUAAGUAACAACAUCCUCGGCGGCGAAGCGAAUCACCCUUAUUGGGUACUAAUGACUGAAUCUAUCAUCUCCUACGCCUGGAACUACCCUCUACCAUACCUUACUAUUAGCUACGCAACAGGCCAAUGGUUCGAGACGGAAAUCUGGGAGAAAUAUCAUCGCCAACUACCAAAGGAUAAGCCGGUUCUUGCUCGGAUUAUCAUGGACGGCCGACCAGGAGCAUCCCCUUGGGUAUUUUUCACCCAAACUCGAGGAGGUACCUGGGAUAAUUGGGAUAAUCUGCUAUUCAAAUGGAUUGGAGAUAACUUGGUCAUUACUUCUCUUGUGAUCAUUGGAUUUGUGGCCUCAAUAGCAGUCACGGCUAUUGGCGUCGUGCGAAGCGCAAAAGGCCUUUGGGAAAAUAGGAAAGGCUACACUCGACUGGGUGAUUUAAGUCAUAAGUCACAUUCCAGAGACUCUUGACCUUGAGGUUGUCAGUAGAAAGUGCAGGCCAGUCAGAAGCAAGAAAUGAGUUUUUGCUACGGGCUUAACACUUUGUCCCUACAUCGCUGCUCUUUCGCGGCGCCACUAAAAUCACACGAAAACCAGCGGGUCGGGAUGCGGGAAGGCGGAUGUGGCUGCCAGGGGCGGGUGUGUAGGGCCCGCGAUGUUGGAUACAUGCCACAGGAACUGCCACCAAUCAGCUAUCUUCUUUGGUGACUGAACGCUCCGGCUCAAAGACGCUGAAUUUAUUAAUAUCGGUGCAAUCUAUGCCUCCUUCCAAUUCUUACAAGAUUCUCUCACUAAGCUCCAAGCGAGCGAGGCGAAGCAGAAUUUCCCCUGGACCUCAAUCCCAUCUUUCCCGUCCGACGAUGCUCUGGACCAUCAUUUGCAGCCACGUAUACCGGUCUUCUCUCAAGCCGCCUAAAUUACUGCAGGUAGUAGCAGGUAUCCCUUGUGGCCUUGCGCUGGCGGACGAAUAUCCAACCGCAAUUCACCAACCAUACUCACUUCGCAACCAGACGAAAGGAACAUUAUAACAUACUUUACGAAGAUGAACAUCAAGUCUUUCAUCGCAGCGCUAAUCGCGAACACCAUGAUAGUAGAGGGAGCCGUGCUACAACUCUACAGCGGGCCAGGCUGCACAGGUGCAACACAGUCUAGAAACGUAUAUGACAACACGUGCGCUACCGGGGUGAUGGGUUUCCAGUCCUACCAGAUCACCUCGGGAGGCGCGGAGGCGGGCAGAGUAUUACAGUAUUAUCUCGUUAAGUCGAUGUAAUUGGUCAUGCAUAAAUAUAUCGAGUUAUAGU